CCGUUCUCUCUUUUGCAAUAGCGAGGAAAGAGAAACACAUUCCCCGUUCUCUCCUUUGCAAUAGCGAGGAAAGCAAAGCUACAACCAAGAGAGUACAUCCCUGAAGUUUGGGAUUUUGCUGUAUUGGUAACAAUGGCCAGAAAAAAUAACAUUUCAACCAUCGAUUUGCCACCUAAGUACCCAAAGCCAAUUGGAAGUUCGAUGAUGAACCGAAUCCAAAGUAGCUCAUCAUCAUCAUCAACAUUUCUCAACAUUAUCGAGCUUCCAAUGGAUAUGAAUACAUAUUUAUCACAUUAUGAAGCAGAUCAUAAUCAUAUAUAUCCAUCGUUUGGAUUAAUGAGUGGUACAAUCAAUAAACUCGCCGCUGACAUUAGUAUGGUACCACAAGGAGUAGUUGGGGAUCCCAACAACAAUGGCAUCAAAGAUAUCAUAUUGCUCUCCGAUGAUGAUGGUGAUGAUAAUCAUAUUAUUCCAUCCCUACUAGAUUUCAUCAACAAUCCUAGACAGAUUGACUACAAAUUGAAUCGUAAAAUUGAUCCUAAAGUGGAUCCAAAAAAGAAAAAACGGAUCUUAUCAAAUCGAAUAUCUGCACAAAAAUAUAGGAUGCGAAAGGUGGAAUAUGUUGCUCAACUUGAGCAAAGAGUGAAUGCAUUACAAACAGAAGUAGCUUUGUUGAUCUCGCAAGUCUCUAAAUAUGAUCUCAAAUUUUGUGAACUUGUUAUUGAAAACCACAACAUGAGCGAAAGAAUGGACGAACUUACAAGUUUGAAACAAUCUGAGGAAGUUCAAUCUGUGAUCUUGACUGAAGAGAGAGAUUGGCUGAACGACCUCCUUCGAGAACAACAACAAGUGUUAUUGCAGACACUACCAUCAAUGUCAUUUCAGGAUCUCCUUGAAUGGCCAUAGAUUCUUAAACUCCACCAGAUGCAAGAAACUCGAUCAUCAUUUCCUUCAAAAACAUAACCUACUUUAUUUGGUCAUUGUUCAGCGUACCAUAGUAUUCCCUUUAUCAUCUUGUUUAAUUGCAUUAUGUUCAUCAUUAAUUAUGGCACUUCUUCGAUAUUUCUUUUAUUAUUAAUUGUUCUUGUUCUUCUUA
Molecule: messenger RNA, 1096 nt
Organism: Macadamia integrifolia
Lineage: Eukaryota; Viridiplantae; Streptophyta; Magnoliopsida; Proteales; Proteaceae
Product: basic leucine zipper 6-like
Exons: 5
Coding region: 133-906 (257 amino acids)
Biological process (GO): positive regulation of DNA-templated transcription
Cellular component (GO): nucleus
Molecular function (GO): DNA binding; DNA-binding transcription factor activity
Source: RefSeq, a predicted model, not a curated record